Messenger RNA from Trematomus bernacchii (emerald rockcod), 1123 nucleotides. RefSeq lists its product as uncharacterized. The transcript has 6 exons. Bases 42 to 1067 code for a protein of 341 amino acids. The record is from RefSeq and is a predicted model, not a curated record. Gene Ontology annotation, biological process: response to bacterium. NCBI's taxonomy places the organism in Eukaryota, Metazoa, Chordata, Actinopteri, Perciformes, Nototheniidae.
CUCCAUCACACUGGAAGAGUCUGAACAACGGAGCGUAAAGGAUGUUCAAGAUUUAUGUGCUCUUAGUUACUCUCUUCAGAGCCUAUGGCGCUCUGCUCUACGCUGAACCCGGACAAAAUGUGACUUUGAAGUGUUUCUAUACCUCCAUUGACAAAAACCUGUGUUGGUACAAGCAGGUACCAGGGAGGCAACCUAGAAUGAUGUCCUCUGUCUACAUAUAUUCAAAGAACACCUUUUAUAACGAGUUUAAAGACAACCAACGCUUUGCAGUUCACACUGGAUUGGGGUUCAACCAUCUUAACAUUUUUAAUGUCCAGGACUCGGAUUCAGCUAUAUACUACUGUGGAAAAACCAGUGGCGCAGUCACUGAAUUUGACAAUGGAACUUUUUUGGUUUUGAAAGAGUCCAGUCUCAGGUAUUUACUCCAGCAGCCGGAGUCCAACUCUGUGAAGCCUGGAGGCUCUGUUACUCUGAACUGCACGGUGCACACUGGAACCAAUGACACAGAACACAGAAGUGUUUACUGGUUCAAAAAGGAGAAUUCAACAAACUCCAAAAAUGUGGGAACUAUGUACAUCCACACAAACGGCAGCAGUCAGUGUGUGCAGAGCCUGGGGUCCGAGUUUCCUGCGUGGAGCUGUGUGCACAGUUUAUCAAAGCAGAAUGUAAGCCUGUCUGACGCUGGGACGUAUUACUGUGCUGUGGCUUUAUGUGGAGAGAUAAUCUUCGGGAAAGGAACAAGACUGGAGGUUGGAGAGAAACGGCAAGACAUCUUCCCUCUCUUGGUGCAUUGUGUGGUUGCAGCUCUGAUUGUGUCUGUUAUCUUGAACAUCAUCGUAAUCGGUAUCCUCUGCAAAGUGUCAAGGAGAGAAAACCUUCAUUCUGGAGGGGUGUCUCCCCCCCACACUUCGGUCGCAGAAUACACUCCUAACAUUGAGAAUCAGGAAUCUAAAGAUUUGGAGUACGAAGCUCUGGAUUUCAAAACGAUGCGAAGCAAGAGCAAAAGAAAGAGAAGCACAGAGGAUGAGACGGUUUACUCUACAGUAAGACUGUCAGACCUAAAGUGACCACACUUUCUACACCAGGGGUGUCAAACUCAAUUUCAUCACGGGCCACAUCAGCA